AUGACCAUCUAUCAAGACAACGCACCCCACGUCGUGGGGGCGGUGGUCAGCCUUAUGAUCCUUGGGCUUUCGAGUUUCGCCCUGCGAGUCUAUGUUCGGCAGGGCCAGAAGACAUGGGGAGCCGAGGACUCUGUCAUGGCCGUGGGUGUGUUGCCCUUCAUUGUGCUUUCGAUUGCCUGCAUUCUCGGAGGCGUGAAUGGGAUUGGAGUCACCGAUGCACAUAUUGCAGCAGCGACAGACGCCGACUAUGAGAAGCUGGGCAUGAUGUACUUUUUCCUCUUUGAGGUCUUUUACUGCGCUUCCAUCAUCCCGGUCAAGCUGUCCAUCUCUUUGAUGCUGAUCCGAAUCGCCCAAAACCAAAAACCAUACAUCUGGGGCUCGUGGGCAAUGAUGAUGUUGUUCUUCCUCGCCGACGGAGGUGCGCUGUUCUACAUCAUCUUCCAGUGCGCACCUGUCUCAUACGCCUGGAACACCGAUCAAAAAGGCUCCUGUCUGCCAGCGUCGUGGCUUGCUGAUGUAUAUUACAUGUGUACCGCCGUCAAUAUCGUUACAGACUGGACGACUGCUCUUCUGCCCAUCCCUCUCCUGUGGCACGUCAGGCUCGAGCGCAGCGAGAAGCUUUCUGUGGCUGCGAUUCUCGGUCUUGGUAUUUUUGCGAGUCUUGCAGCUUGCAUCAGAUUGAACUAUACUAUCAACCUCACCUCAUCCGAAAACUAUCUCUACGAAGUGUCCAACAUCGUGAUUUGGGGUUAUCUGGAGCCAGCAGUCGGCCUGUUUGUCGGCUGUAUCGCCACACUCCGACCACUCUUCAGGAGACUC
Cryphonectria parasitica EP155 is the source of this 819-nucleotide messenger RNA. RefSeq lists its product as uncharacterized. The record is from RefSeq and is a predicted model, not a curated record. Lineage: Eukaryota; Fungi; Ascomycota; Sordariomycetes; Diaporthales; Cryphonectriaceae. The transcript is spliced from 7 exons. The annotation marks the transcript as partial.